AUGCAUGUUCGUUCAUCGCAGGCUCAGGCACAAAGAUUGCAUAUUAAAUACGUAGUUGCCAGAACUGAAGAAUCUCUUUUUCUCUCCGUGACCUUUCGUGGCGACUGGAAGAAACGGUUUGCCAAGAGAAGAAUUCUUGCCCCGUGCUGUGGACCUCUAGGAAAAGAAUUUACACCCCAAGCCCUUCUUGCAAGCCACUUCCCUUCCCUUGCACAAGCAGGGCCUGAGUCGGGCUCCACUGAGCAGCACCCAAGCCACGGGGAAGUUCCUGUGGAGAGAGCUUCGGAAUCCCCAAGCUCCAUCCUGGUCAAGACUGAACUGAGAUCACACCUCAUAAACCAAAAGUGCUAUCCAGUUCAAGGGGCAGUGGGUUUGGGUUUUGUUUUAUACAAACGUGUUUAUUGGAAUGGUUUCCCAUUCAACUCAGAGUGCAUUCAGUGCUGCUUCCUUCCGAAGGAGCAUCCUUCCGCAAAACCUGCUGGUGGGUUGGCAGAGGACAGUGGAACAGGCAACACACAAAACUGCCGUCUGUGCGUGGCCAAAGACCACGGUGAUCUCACAGCAGCCUGGGCAGUUCCCACCCCCGAAGUAGGAAUCGGGGCUCCGCACCAGGCACUGCUGUGUUUCCGCUUCUCUUCUGGACGGGAUGAAGGGGCUCCUUUGUCAUCACCGCCCCAAAGGCAAGAGACAUUUGGUUUUAGACCCACAGAGGGCAGUGGGACCUCAGGAGGUGUUUACAGUCAGCUGGGAAGACAGAAAGCACCACCACGAGAGCAUGAAGAAAUAGCUCACUUGGUGUUUGAGGCCAGCCUCUGCGGUCUUGGAGCAGGAAGAAUAGUCACAGGUGCUCAGCAAGCUGUCCCAAGUCGUGUCCGUAUCCGCCUAUCCUAUCAUGGGGGGAACAAGGGCAGGAGCCACAUCUUUGGCCUGGCCCUGAAGAAGUCAUCAGCACAUUUUUGUUGAAUGAACAGCUGUGGGAUGGGGAGGCACCAUGGGCCUGGGAGGCAGAACUAGUUCCCAUGAGCCAAGAUUCCCAUGAUCCAAGAGGAGUCCUGGAACCCCAGGAAUGUAGGGUGAGAGUAGUCCGAGCAAGAGCCCGAAUGCAGAAUGUCUGGAAGGCAGCUGAGCUGCCAGGCCCCCUCCUCGGCUGCCACCAGCCAGCCAAGCAUCUCUAGGCAAGGUCCCGCCCUGAAGAGCAGCUUUCUCCUCACGCCCAGCCCAGCGGCUGACCCCAGCCCAGACCCGCCAGAGGGGAGGUAGGAGGCCCGCCUAGACCCAGGGUAACGACAGCUCCACAGAGCAAGCCUCAUUACGUGGAGCAACUUCAUGAUGUGGCUGUUUUGUUUUGCUUGCAUUUUUUUUUUCUCCUUGAAAAUGAGCUGAAAACUUUCUUUACCCAAGAUUACAAGUUGGGUUGGUGAUGAAAGGUCUGUGCUGUGCAGAAGGAAUCCUCAGGGAGCAGCUUCACAUUUGCAAGUCAUUUUGUUGAAAAUGACUGCUCUGUGGCAAAGAGAAGAAGGAAGGAAGAAAAGGA
Messenger RNA from Microcebus murinus (gray mouse lemur), 1534 nucleotides. The record is from RefSeq and is a predicted model, not a curated record. NCBI's taxonomy places the organism in Eukaryota, Metazoa, Chordata, Mammalia, Primates, Cheirogaleidae.